Molecule: messenger RNA, 1225 nt
Organism: Bolinopsis microptera
Lineage: Eukaryota; Metazoa; Ctenophora; Tentaculata; Lobata; Bolinopsidae
Product: solute carrier family 66 member 2-like
Exons: 5
Coding region: 29-736 (235 amino acids)
Biological process (GO): phospholipid translocation; retrograde transport, endosome to Golgi
Cellular component (GO): trans-Golgi network; endosome
Source: RefSeq, a predicted model, not a curated record
UCCAGAAAGGUUCAAGGUUGUACUAGAAAUGGGAGUCGCUGAUGAGUUAUUCAUGACACUUGUAGAGUUCAUCUCCUCGGCGUUUAUGAUAUUCGGGGGCGCUUUGCCUUAUAUCCCACAGUAUUUACAGAUGAGAAAAGAGAAUUCUUCGGAGGGAUUCAGUUUAAAAGUUUGUUUAGUUCUGCUGACUGCGAACAUUCUUCGUAUAGCUUUCUGGUUUGGCAAGUUUUACGAAACACCUCUCUUGAUACAAAGCAUUGUCAUGAUAUUUACCAUGCUGUUCAUGUUAGAGGUAUGCAUCAGACUUAGGAAGGAACAUCCUUUGAGUUCAAACCUCAAGAAAUCAUUCACGGAUUUUGAACCGAGUGAUUUCUGGAACUGGAGUACGUAUACUGAUUACCUCCAAAGUAUAAUCUCCAUGAUAGUCAUCAUUUCCUUGCUCACCUACGCGUUUGUGGACAGCUCAGCGUAUAUUGAGGGUAUCGGAACGUUAUCUCUCUGUACAGAAGCUACUCUGGCAUUGCCUCAACUCUUUAAAAACUUCUCGAGUGGAUCGACCCAAGGGAUGAGUGUCAAGAUGGUAAUGCUUUGGUUCCUAGGAGACUCCUUUAAAACAUUGUACUUCAUCAUGCGAGCAGCUCCCCUUCAAUUCUUGCUCUGUGGAUCAAUCCAGACUUUGGUCGAUGUAUUUAUCUUAUAUCAAGUCCUUUCUUACGGUGAUGAGAAACCGAAAUAAAGCGAACAAAAAAUGUUACUUAAAAUUUCUCCCACUUGUUUUACUAACCAUUGUUUUAAGUUUUCUUUCCUGAUCUGAUAUUUGAAAAUAUGUAUUAGCUGGAUAAUAGCCUGCUGUUGCGGUAAAGGCCCACUUACAGCCGGUUAAUAGCCGGCUACUAUCCAUAACAAAACACAAGUAAGUGUCUACUAUUAGCCGGCUGUUAAGAUUUCCCUUAAAAUAAAGAGAUCACCGAGUUGGGUAAAAAGGGGUGUUCAAAAUUCAAUUAAAACGGUUAUUAGCCGGUUGUAAGGUAUUUGUGGCCCCAGAAUGGCUAUUAGAGGGAUUUAGAGGGCUGUUAUCGUAACAGCCGGGUAAUAACCGGUCGGCAGUGUACCUAUUUGCCCUAAUGUUUUGUAGUUUAGUGUUUUUUAAUAUAUCAGGUGAACUCUUUCAUUUUAGUUUGCGCCUCAUGAAAACUAUAAACCAUGCACAAUUAAUGUGGAUACU